Molecule: messenger RNA, 2514 nt
Organism: Sugiyamaella lignohabitans
Lineage: Eukaryota; Fungi; Ascomycota; Dipodascomycetes; Dipodascales; Trichomonascaceae
Gene: MPS1
Product: serine/threonine/tyrosine protein kinase MPS1
Exons: 1
Coding region: 1-2514 (837 amino acids)
Biological process (GO): chromosome segregation; meiotic spindle assembly checkpoint signaling; peptidyl-serine phosphorylation
Cellular component (GO): spindle; kinetochore; nucleus
Molecular function (GO): protein serine/threonine/tyrosine kinase activity; ATP binding; protein serine/threonine kinase activity
Source: RefSeq, a predicted model, not a curated record
AUGAGUGUCAACGAUGGAGAGCAUCAUGAGGGCGACGAUUCGGUGUCGUCUUCUGAUGGAAGCUUCAUGCCUCCUGUGUUGAGUGACUAUGCUAAUCAGCUCUUGUUCGAAGAUAAGGAAAGACAGAGCAGAUUACAGUAUUUGCAACAACAAGAAAGUUACCAGGAUAGUAGAGGUGCCAAUGUCGGGUACCAACAGAGCCAUCAUUAUAAUCAGGGAUCGGUUGGACUCCCUAAUGGGGAUUACAGUCCGGUGGAUAAAAUGGUUAUAAGUCCACAAGUUCCUAAGACUUCCAGACGAGAGCUCUCAGGAAGUCCUCAUAUGAACUCUUCAGGUGGAAUCUCGUCAUCAUCGCUGGGUACUUCUCCUCUUGAGUCGUCAGAUAAGAUUUCCAAUGCCUCAACGACGCCGGGAAUCAGACCAGCUGCUACUUUAUUCACACGAGCUCCAGCUGCCGAUAUGACGUCUCUACGUACUACUACCAUGCGAUCCAAACGGUUUGGAAGCAAUGCAUUUAAUAAACGACUGGGUAAACCGCUAAAUUUCAAGGGUCUACCUUCAGCCAACCCGAACACAACAUCUAAUUCAACAUCUACCGCGAUAUCGUCAAUGGCACAGCUCUCUGUAUCAUCAUCAACAGCAACAUCAUCCAAUCCAGCAUCUAAUACAGCAUCAAUGCAUCAGCCACUGCCAGCGACUACUACAUCGUUCUCUGCUGGAACAUCGUCCAUGUCAAUACCAGCUACUUCAUUGGCGACGACUACGGCAACGCGACCAGCAAAUAUAUACAGCUCAUUAUCAGGAGUCGACGAGGAUCGUAAUCCAAAUCUAUCACCGAGCACCAAACGGAGCACCACUCGCAUCAGAUUUGCAGAAGAACAUCAAGAAAUCGCUCAUGAUUCUCCACGACGAAGCUAUCUGCUGCGUCAUAGCAAAAGCUCAGAUAAUAAUAGCCAAUAUCAUGACAGCGAUAUUGGCGAGGCAAACAGUUCUGUGAGUUCGAACUCGUCCAAAAGAGAUAGAAGAGACUGGUCCAGUAGGGCCACUACGCCAGUUGGCGAUACUAGUAGACACAGUUCAAGUUCGAAAAGCGACCACUCGCAGUACGAUGCGAAUCCACAGCAGGGCAGUUUGUCUCAAUUCCGUGCACAGGAUGAACGACCGGUACUUCAAAGCAUUUCUCCUAAUAUACCCGUAAACCCAGGCAAUCGAUUUGGAUCCAAAGUUCCACCUCCAAAGCUGGAAAACUGGGCCAACGUCAAAACGUCUUCAUUAUUCUCCUCUAACGAGCUCCAUGAGUAUCAUAAUAAUCAUCAUAAUCAUCACGAGGUGCAAGAGCCAGAGCGGCCAGCACCUCCUGUACCAACUGACAGAGCCGACAGAGCAGCACGUAUAGAGCGAUUCGAAAAAGCCGCUGAACAGCAAUCAGUAGCACAAUUACAUGCUGCUCACAACCUGGGAACAGACAGACCACGACAGUCUAGUGAUCGCAGCAAAACCAAAAAGAAUAUGAUGGCAAUCAACAACCGACUCUAUCAGCGACUGGAACUUCUAGGAAGAGGUGGGUCGUCCAAAGUGUAUAAAGUACAAUCCAACGAAGGCAAGGUAUUUGCAGUGAAAAAAGUGACUUUUGAAGACGUGGAUGAAUCAGUAAUCAGCGGGUUUAAAGGUGAGAUCGAUCUGCUACAACGAUUACGGAACGAGGAUCGGGUGGUGAAACUGGUCGACUAUGAAAUGCACGACACCUCAGUAUAUCUCGUAAUGGAGUGUGGAGAAAUCGACUUGGCACACGUACUCUCAGCACGACUGAAUUCACAAUUGGACAUCUCGUUUGUACGAUUCUAUGCUACCGAGAUGCUGCGAUGUGUAGCAGCAGUGCAUAACCAGGGCAUUGUCCACUCGGACUUGAAACCAGCGAACUUUCUUCUUGUCAAGGGAAUGCUGAAGAUUAUUGAUUUUGGCAUUGCAAACGUAGUUCCCGACUACACAGCCAAUAUCCAUCGAGACACUCAAAUAGGAACCCCGAACUACAUGGCACCCGAGGCAUUACUGGACGCCAAUCAAUUCGGACCGGGUUCUGGCACCGAGACAGCUGCCAAAUUCAAAGUUGGCAAACCCUCGGACGUGUGGAGUUGCGGAUGUAUCAUCUACCAAAUGGUCUACGGCAAACCACCCUACGCAGCAUACAGCGGAGCUCAGCGCAUGCUGGCUAUUAUGAACCCCAAAGUGCAAAUCCAAUACCCCAAACACGGUCUGGGAGGAGUUCGUGUAUCCCGCGAUGCCAUUGAAACCAUCCGAGGCUGUCUCCACCGAGACCCCGCUGCCCGAAUGACGGUCGAAGAGGUUCUCGAGGGUUCAUUCCUGAACCCUCAAGCGGUCGACCGAAGUUUCAUCCGGACGCUACUCGAGCACGCCGUCCAAUACGGAGCCACCCGCAAAGAGCCCAUCCUACCCCGCGAAGUAGACAUGCUCACCGACGACAUUUGGAAAAAGAUCCAGCUAUCCAAUAGAUAA